Molecule: messenger RNA, 5447 nt
Organism: Sus scrofa (pig)
Lineage: Eukaryota; Metazoa; Chordata; Mammalia; Artiodactyla; Suidae
Gene: NCOA4
Product: nuclear receptor coactivator 4
Biological process (GO): intracellular iron ion homeostasis; response to hormone
Molecular function (GO): transcription coactivator activity
Source: RefSeq, a predicted model, not a curated record
CGGGAACUCCAGCACAGAAAUCUUGAAGCAGAAGAGAGGUAAAAUGCCAUAUGACUUUUUCCCUCUUUAGAAACUAAACUUUUCAUAAAAUUGUAAGGGCAAAUAAUGGAACUUAAGGGAGUAAAGAAGUGCCUGCAAAGUGGUCUGAAUGCAGAAUUCUUCUAGAUUUUUAUGAUUUUUUCCCCUUUCCAGUCUUUUUAUGUUUAUACAUUAUUUAAUAAAUCAUGUCAUUAUAGUAACAGCUAAAGCUGUCAUAAACUGACGGAAUAACACUGAAUCUCAGUAACUGUAUAAAUUAGUUCAAGUGAAGGAGAGCUGGAGCAUUUAGCGUGCUGUGGCACUGGUCAGGAUCCUUUAGAGAGGACAUAGAGACCACUGGUUAUAUAUAGGUGAUGGUCAACAAAGUUCUUUCUCAGUUUACAUUGUGACUAUUUUGUUGGAACAUAUGAAAGAGAGAUGACAGUUUUGACAUUAAUUAUGUUUUUAUAGACAGAAUUCCUUCUUUCUAGCCAUUGACAAAAUACAAAGGGCCAUCAGAAUUUAACUUUCAUCAUUCAGAGAUGUCUAGCUUUUUUUGUAUCUUCAUGAAGUAUGUUAUCCAAUGAAAAUAUAUUGAAUUAAGAGAGACAUUAUUUUCUCAUUUUCGGUGGUGAAUAUCUGAAAAGGGAUCCCAGAAACUGUGCAUCACAGUUAAAACAGGAGCUUCCAUUUCAGAUUCAUCUGAACUCUGAGGAAUGCUUAAUUCAGGGUGAUGGUCUUUAGUGUCUGGUGGCCUUUGCUUUUGUCAAGUGGUUUUGCUUUGCUCUCACUGUUUAUGAAAAUAGCUUCAUGUGCAUAGACAAGAGCAAGUAUUUUAUGUUAAAAAUUGAUUUAAAGGGAAUAACAAUGCUAUGUAGAGUUUGUCUUCUGGCCUGAUUGGAUAUAUAGGCUAUAAGGAUUAUUUUUGGAGAAAAGAGCGUCAGACUAGUAGUAUCAUGAGCAUGCUAAUCAUCAGACAGGAAGUACUGUGUGCCAGGCACUAAGCAUUUUUUAAUAUAUAUACAUAUAAUUCUCAUUGAGUUGGGUCCAUUAUUAUUGUCCUCAUUUUACAGAUGGGGAAACUGAGGCAUAGGUUGGUUAAGGCAUUUGCCUAAGGUUACACAGUAUCUAAAUGGCAGAGCCAGGUUUUGUACCUAAACAGUUUAGCUCCAGAGUCAAUUCUCUUAACUACUAUGUAUUACUGUCUCUCCGCGUAGGUAGGACUUUCCUGUUCAUUACUGGUGCUAGUAUUCCCAGCAUCUAGAAUAGAGCUUGACAUCUGGUUGGGUGCUCAGUCAACCUAUUGAAUGAAAAGCAUCCAUGAGUGUUAAAAAAAGCACUGGACCGAGGUCAUGUUGGGAGUGUGUUUGAGAGAGAGAGAGAGAGAGAAACAGGGAGACACUGGGGUACAGGUUGAGGUGUGUCACUACAAAAGCCACGGGCUGAACCCCAGCUGGGCUAAACCCCAGCUAGGCUGACAGUGGUAAUCUUGAAGAGUCACGAGCUACUGGCAGGUACAUUCCAGUAAUAACUCCAGAAGCCUCCCAUCUGACCGACAUUUAUUUCUCUAUAGUGAUUAGCGGCAAAAUCCUUCAAGGUGUCUUGAUGAUUUGGGGUGUGGAUACAGGCUAAUCGCUGGAGCAGGUGGGUCGAGAAGCGGCUGGAGAGAAGCCCUGGGCAUGGGUCAGGACUUGGCGAGCCGGCUUCGCCCUGAGCAGUGGGGCGGGGAUGGUGGCGUCCUGCCCAGAACUCAAGCGGCGUUGGAGCCUUGUCGGAGCUUUGCGGAAGUUUGGGGGUCUUCUAGGUGCGGGGAGGGUCCAGUGGGCGGCCCGAGUGGGCGGAGCCUUCAGCUCCAUUCUGCUGCCGACAUGCGCGCUCCCUCCUGCCCGUGGGCCGCUGCCAGACGUGCCGGCUGGGUGGGGCGCCUCUUACAGGUUGGGGCACCUCACCCACUGCUGAAUAAAACAGCCUCCUGCUUGCCCGGCAGCUCGCGCGGUGGGGACCUGGCCUACGAGGAACAGUGAACAGAAUGAGUACCUCACAGGACCAGAAUGGCUGCUCCAGUAAUAAAGAACCUCUUUUGAGGUGUUGUGAUGCACGGAGGGACUUGGAGCUUGCUAUUGGUGGAGUUCUUCGGGCUGAACAGCAAAUUAAAGAUAACUUGCGAGAGGUCAAAGCCCAGAUUCACAGCUGCAUAAGUCGUCACCUGGAAUGCCUUCGAAGCCGUGAAGUGUGGCUGUAUGAGCAGGUGGAUCUCAUCUAUCAGCUUAAAGAGGAAACGCUUCAGCAGCAGGCCCAACAGCUCUACUGGUUACUGGGCCAGUUCAAUUGUCUUAUUCAUCAGCUGGAGUGUACCCAAAACAAAGAUCUAGCCAAUCAAGUCUCCGUGUGCCUGGAGAGACUGGGCGGUUUGACCCUCAAACCUGAAGAUUCGACUGUCCUGCUUUUUGAAACUGACACAACUGCUCUACGCCAGGCCAUCACCACAUUUGGGUCCCUCAAGACCAUCCAAAUUCCUGAGCACCUGAUGGCUCAUGCUAGUUCAUCAAAUAUCGGGCCCUUCCUGGAGAAAAGAGGCUAUAUCCCAUUUCCAGAGCAGAAGUUAGCAUCCAGCACUGCAGUUGUCCCUCUCAGCGAAUGGCUCCUUGGAAGCAAACCUGCCAGUGGUCGCCAGGCUCCUUACAUACCCAGCACCAACCUCCAGGACUGGCUUACCCAAAAACAGACCUUGGAAAAUAGUCAGACUUCUGCCAGAGCCUGCAGUUUCUUCAAUAAUGUCUGGGGUAACCUAAAGGGCUUAGAAAACUGGCUCCACAAGGGUCAGCAACAAGAAGUUUCUGAAAAACCAAGUUAUGAAAAGUGCAACAGCUCUCCUACUACCAGUUCUUACUCCAUUGAAACUGAAAAGGUUGGAGAUCUAGAGCUUCUUGACCAAGAUGAGAUGGACCUCUCUGAUUGGCUGAUGACUCCCCAGGAAUCACAUAAGCUGGAGAAGCCUAGGAAUGGCAGCUAUGAAACCAGUGAGAAGUUUAAGCUCUUGUUCCAGGUGUUCCAGGAGUCCUAUAGUGUGAAUGAUUGGCUUGUCAAGCCUGAUUCCUGUACCAGUUGUCAAGGUAACCAGCCCAAAGGUGUGGAGAUUGAAAACCUGGGCAAUCUGAAAUGCCUGAAUGACCACUUGGAGGCCAAGAAGCCCUUGUCCACUCCUAGUGUGAUUACUGAGGAUUGGCUUGUCCAGAACCGUCAAGACCCAUAUAAAGUAGAGGAGGUCUGCAAAGCUAAUGAGCCCUGUACAAGCUUUGCAGAGUGUGUGUGUGAUGAAAAUUGUGAGAAGGAAGCUCUGUGUAAAUGGCUUCUGAAGAAAGAAGGAAAGGAUAAAAAUGGUAUGCCUGUGGAACCAAAACCUGAGCCUGAGAAACAUAAAGAUUCCCUGAAUAUGUGGCUCUGUCAAUCCAGAAAAGAGGCAACAGAACAAGUUAAGUCAUCAAAGGCAAUGGCUUCUAGAAUUGCUGAUUCCUUCCAAAUCAUCAAGAACAGUCCCUUGUCAGAGUGGCUUAUCACCCCCUCAGGCAAAGAAGGAUGUUCCAAGGAAGUGCCUAGUACCCAGGACAGAGCUGGGAAACAAAAGCUUCCAACUUCGUGGUGUCCCUUUAACACAGCUGACUGGGUCUUGCCAGGAAAGAAGACAGGAAACCUUAGCCAGUUAUCCUCAGGAGAAGACAAGUGGAUACUUCGAAAGAAGGCUAAGGAAGUAUUACUUAAUUCACCCCUACGGGAAGAACAUAACUUUCCCCCAGAACGUUAUGGCCUCCCAGCAGUUUGUGAUCUCUUUGCCUGUAUGCAACUUAAAGUUGAUAAAGAAAAGUGGUUGUAUCGAACUCCUCUACAGAUGUGAAGGAACAGAGUUAAGAGUCAAGCAAAUUUUCUGCAGAGUAUCACAAAUCCAUGAGCUGAGUGACUGCGGCUUGCCAAAUCAUUGUGUUUCUGGGUCUGACGUAGUUCCUUUCCUGCCUAAUUUUGAACUAGUGAAGAGAAAUCAAUCAUUAGAUUAUGAGUUACUGUGUGGAAAAAAAAAAGGCUGUUGAUGCUGAGGUGAUUCAGUUUCUUCUUACAGAAAUGUUAAUUUACCCUUCCACUAGAAACAAAGCAUCUUAAUGGAUAGGUCUUUUUCAUAAGCCUUCAUGGCUCCUUAGAUUGGGUUGUUACUCUGAAGUACAUUAAAACACUGUAGUUUUAAAAAUGAAAUAGUUCUAUAAUCGAGGUGUGUUGAUGUGUUUUAAAGUUAGUAAACUUGCCUAACCUUUUGACUGCCCUUUGGAUGCUUCCCUUCCUGUAGGUUUUCUUCUAUUAAUGGUGAAUUCUUCUGUUUAAUUAGUACAAUAUAUUUCAUCCAAAUAAUUCACCUUGCCAAUAUAGUGAUUUUUUAUUAAACGUGUAUUAAUUAAUGGCAAUUUUUGACAUUAAUUACAAAACACUUGCGCUUACAUGCCAGAUUCUACCAUUAUUUUUAUUCUUUUGAAAGCAACUCAGUUAUUGCAAGUUGUCUUUAUUCCCUUCUCUAAAUAUUACUAAAGUAUCUUGAGAACUCUGUCACAAGGGCUCCAUAUUACUUGAAGGCUAUAUUCUGACUUUUCCUAGCCUCUUUCAAAAUAUUCUAAAGAACUACAGGCAAGAGUCCCAGUGCUGACAAAUCAGAAAGCAAAAGGCAAGACAUGUAAAUGUAGUACUUGAACUAAUCACUAUCCUCAGUGUUAUUGGUGCAUCCUGUGUAAAUGGAAGCUGAAUUUGUUACCUGGUGCUUUUAAUUAGGCAUAAAUUAAGUCUUCACUGCAAGAAUAGAAUACCUAUACCUCUAAAGUACAACGCAGUGACAUUUUAGUGAAUAGGCUGUUUUGAACACUUGUGCCUUGGGGUGUUUAUUGAAGCUUUAUGAAAACUAUUGGUACUUCCUUAGUAUCUUUAAAGUUAUAACCAUGCUUUAAAGAGUUUCUCUGUAGGAGAGAAAUGGCACAUAUACAAUGUUUUAAUAUUCUGAGACAUUUUAGCUGCUUUCCAGGCUAUUAAAUUAUUAAGCCAUUCAGCUUGCCAAUAUGUUAUUGGAAAUAGAAGUUUGUGAUGUCAUCCAGAAAGCCCUUUUAGGGAAACUGCAGUCCCAGUGUCAUUACCAUAGAACUUCAUUAGAAAUCUUGAACCAUAGCUGAAACAAACGUAUUUUUUCAGUUCCCCCAGAUACCAUUUAGAACUUUAAAGGUGGUGGGUAAAAACUUAAGGAAUCUUUUACAUUAUUUUAGGUUGCAGGAAACUUUGUAGAUUUUAAGGUUUAACACAUUGUGUAUCUCUAAUUUACAUUAAUCACUAUGCUAAUGAGUACAUAAAACAUUCUUUUGCAUUGAUGCAUUUUGUACCACCCUCCAUUAAAAGCAUUAUAGCCA